This is a messenger RNA of Closterium sp. NIES-65, 633 nucleotides long. The record is from the annotation of a GenBank genome assembly. Lineage: Eukaryota; Viridiplantae; Streptophyta; Zygnematophyceae; Desmidiales; Closteriaceae.
AUGGCUACCCCGGGUGUCCUUACUUUUGAUGCUGAGGGCCGUGCCGUUGACUUUGAGGUCUGGGUCGAUGACCUCCAGCUGUUUCUUCAGUGCGAUAGGGCAGGCGGACUCUCUCUGUUCGAUCUCACCUCUGGUGUCUAUCCCGCCCCGCCUGCUACUUCUGACAGCACUGUUCGCUCACAGUGGGCCACGCGCGAUACUGCUGCUCGCCUUGCUGUGCGUCGCCACUUACCGGCCGCUCAGCGUGCGCACUUUAGCCAGUACAAGAGUGCUAAGACCUUGUACGACGCUCUAGUUGCACGCUACUCCUCCCCUGCCACUGCUGCUCUUUGCCGCCUCAUGCUGCCGUACCUGUUCCCUGACCUUGCUGCUUUUCCCACAGUCGCUGACCUUAUCACUCACCUUCGCACUAGUGACAUUCGCUACCGCGCUGCGCUUCCUGCUGAGGACCACUUCCUCUCAGUUUGCCCCACCACACUCACCGUUGACCUCCUCGAGGAGCGCCUCCUAGCAGCAGAGAGGGCCAUAGUCGCUGUAGGAGCCUCUUGUGGUGACCCUCGCACCCCCCUCUUUGAGGGGUGUUCCCCCUCCCCCCUCUUGCCCUCUGUUGCUUCUGCUGAUGUGCUGCCGUGA